CAAGUCCCUUCAAUUCUGCCUUUUCCGUCUUUUGCUAUAAAAUGGAUAAGAGGCAGAACAAGACAAGUCGUCGAGCCUGUGCGUUUUGUAGAAAAAGGAAGCUGCGAUGCGAUAGGGCGAACCCUUGUGGAUCAUGCCAAAAGUUUGGCUUCGAGUGUCAGUACAUCUGUGUUCCGGAUGGUCGAGUAUCGAAAUCAGUCUCGAAAUCCUCACGGGUGAAUCAGCUUGAAAACCGUCUUUACAACGUGGAGCAGUUGCUGCAGUCAACAAGCCAAGAUAGUGGACAAAUUAUGAAUCUCAGUCCCAACGAAUCACUCUAUCGUCAAAUUGAUGAUCUAGCUGCAUUAAGUUCAAGUACAAUUCGCUCGCUAGAGCAAGCAUUUUUUGAUUUCGUGCAUCCUGUCAUUAGCUUGAUCCAUCGAGGAAGUUAUAUGGAAUCGAAAGCUACAACUCCAUGUUAUUUGACACAUGCAAUAUGGGCAUUGGGUGCUUUAAAUUCUGAAGUGCAUACUGGUUGGUCCGAGCAGUUAUACUACUCAUCUCGGCAGAAACUCGAAGAAGCAGAACUCAAGGAUCGUCGAUUUGAUCGAGUCACUCUUGCUCAGGCGCAAGCAGUUAUACUCAUAUCCUAUUAUGAGCUCCAUCAAGGGUUCUUUCACAGGAGUUGGAUAAGCAUAGCGAAAGCUGUCCGAUUAGUCCAAGUAAUGAAAUUGCACCGGCUCGACGGGAUAUCACAAUUUCGUCAUUCACUCGAAUCCAUCAGUACACCCAAAGUCAUUACCGAAGCAGAAACCAAGAGGAGGGCAUUUUGGCACACUUUCUUGCUUGAUCGAUACUGUUUUGUUUCUACUGGUUCUCCCACCUUGAUCCAAGAGAAAGAUAUUUACACUUACUUGCCAGCGUCUGAUGAUGCUUUCGCCAAAAGUUUCGAAGAGAGAUAUGUAGUCUUGCAAGACGCUCUCACCACCACAACAAUCAACCAACCACUGUGCAGCUUCGCAGCCUUGGUAAUCCUCUUGUGUCAGAGUAUAUCCAAACUUCGAAGUCUUGACCAGUAUGAAAUGCACAUCGACGCUACGGAGUCAUUACAUAACGACCUACAUUCGAAAUCAGACUUGCUUCAGACCGCCCUGGGCACCGUUUAUCGUGUCCCCAAAAAUUUGGGUAUUGAAACUUCUCUGUUGGACCCUAGCCUUGCCUACUUGCAUACGGCAACAUCGACAUCAACAAUUACCUUGCAUAUAGCAGCACGAGCCUUGGCUCAAGACAAUGUACCCUUGCCUGAAAGCUGGCCGCCUGACAACAAACAAUGCCUCGAAGCCGCCACGAACAUCACCAAUGUUUUAGAAAUAACCAAUUCUUGGGAUCUACGUUCUUACCACUUUCUGACCCUAUACUCGAUAUACAGUGCAGUUGCAGCUUUUGCCAACUCUUGGCUUGUGAACCCGCAGCCUUCAUAUAAGCGUUCGCUGCGUUUCCUCCUAAAUAAACUAGAAUCCUUCAAGCCCCGUAUAAGACUUGCGCAUAUCUUGCUACAAGAUAUUGACACAGAGUUUCCUGAAUUGCAGCAUCGACUUCGAGCGCAAGGGGAGUCUGCAAACUCGCAAAGCGCUCUGUGUUUGGAUUGGGAAGCCCAAGUCGUUACCCACGAGCACAACAAGGCCUUUGACUUCUCCGAUGCUCAAGAGCACGACCCAUUUCUUGGAGAUACAAAUAAUUGGUGUCUAGACGAGGACCAUUUGUACCUUAACGUCUUCACAUAA
Messenger RNA from Mollisia scopiformis, 1763 nucleotides. RefSeq lists its product as uncharacterized. Gene Ontology annotation, biological process: DNA-templated transcription; regulation of DNA-templated transcription. Gene Ontology annotation, molecular function: DNA binding; DNA-binding transcription factor activity, RNA polymerase II-specific; zinc ion binding. NCBI's taxonomy places the organism in Eukaryota, Fungi, Ascomycota, Leotiomycetes, Helotiales, Mollisiaceae. Gene Ontology annotation, cellular component: nucleus. Bases 42 to 1763 code for a protein of 573 amino acids. The record is from RefSeq and is a predicted model, not a curated record. The transcript has 5 exons.